This is a messenger RNA of Epinephelus fuscoguttatus (brown-marbled grouper), 1080 nucleotides long. Its product is annotated as major histocompatibility complex class I-related gene protein-like. The transcript has 7 exons. The coding region runs from base 16 to 1080 and encodes 354 amino acids. Gene Ontology annotation, biological process: immune response. Lineage: Eukaryota; Metazoa; Chordata; Actinopteri; Perciformes; Serranidae. The record is from RefSeq and is a predicted model, not a curated record. Gene Ontology annotation, cellular component: external side of plasma membrane.
CUUAAUCAAGAAAAGAUGAAGUUCCUUUUGUUGCUUCUCUUCUGUCACAUUUCAUCUGCAGUGAAACACUCCCUGAUGUUUUUCAUAACUGCGUCAUCUGGAGUCCCAAACUUCCCAGAAUUUCUUGCUGCUGCAGUGGUUGAUGAACUUCUGAUAGGUUACUGUGACAGCAACAAAAACACAGUAGAACCAAAACAGGACUGGAUGAAAAAUCUUUUACAAAACUUUCCCGAGCACUUGGAGCGGUACACCCAAGAGUGUACUGAGGGCCAGCCAAACUUCUUCAAAGCCACCAUGUAUGGUUUAAAGCAGCGCUUCAACCAAACCAGAGGCAUCCAUAUUUUACAGCAGAUGUUUGGCUGUGAGUGGGACAAUGAGACUGGAGAGGUUAAUGGUUUAUUGCAGUACAGUUACAAUGGCAAAGACUUCAUAUCUUUGGACCUGAAGACAUUGACAUGGAUCGCUCCAACACCACAGGCUGUCAUCACCAAACUGAGAUGGGAUACUGAAAAAGUUAGAAUAAAAUACAAUGAAAAUUACAUCACACAAAUUUGUCCUGAGUGGCUGAAGAUGUAUGUGGCCUUUGGCAAGAGCUCUCUGCUGAGAACAGACCUUCCCUCAGUGUCUCUCCUCCAGAAGUCUCCCUCCUCUCCAGUCAGCUGCCACGCUACAGGUUUCUACCCUGACAGAGCCAUGAUGUUCUGGAGGAAAGAUGGAGAGGAGAUUCAUGAGGACGUGGACCACAGAGAGAUCCUCCCCAACCAUGAUGGAUCCUUCCAGAUGAGUGUUGACCUGAACCUUUCAUCAGUCCCACCUGAAGACUGGAGGAGGUACGACUGUGUGUUUCAUCUCUCUGGUGUCAAGGAUGACAUCAUCACCAAACUGGACAAAGCAGUGAUCAGGACCAACUGGGAGAAGCCUUCUGACAUGACCAUUACCAUCCCUGCUGCAGUGGCUGUUCUUGCUGUCGUCCUCAUGGCUGCCACUGGAUUCACUGUUUACAAAAAGAAGAAAGCUGAAUGUCCUCCAUCUCCCGACAACAGCUCUGAGCUCUCUGAGAAACUGAAUCCAGAGACCUGA